Pungitius pungitius (ninespine stickleback) is the source of this 2052-nucleotide messenger RNA. Its product is annotated as serine/threonine-protein kinase NIM1. The record is from RefSeq and is a predicted model, not a curated record. The coding region runs from base 79 to 1413 and encodes 444 amino acids. Gene Ontology annotation, biological process: microtubule cytoskeleton organization; intracellular signal transduction; protein phosphorylation. NCBI's taxonomy places the organism in Eukaryota, Metazoa, Chordata, Actinopteri, Perciformes, Gasterosteidae. Gene Ontology annotation, molecular function: ATP binding; protein serine/threonine kinase activity; tau-protein kinase activity. Gene Ontology annotation, cellular component: cytoplasm. The transcript is spliced from 4 exons.
GGAUUGUGACGAGGGAUUUAGUCCUCGUAGGCCGUGUUCACUUUGUUCAGGGAGUGUCAGUGUGCCUGAGGGACAGACAUGAAGGAUUCACAGCUCCAAGCCAUCAAACGACGCCUAUGGCCGAAGCAGAAAGAUGGCAGAAAAUCAAAAGGCGAGGCUACAGCGGAGGAGAAAUCAGGCUGCAGGCCGGCGGCCUGCGCUCUCCCAAGCGCCGUCCUUCGGCUGACCGAAACGGAGAGGAUGAGGCAGUCGCCCUUCGACAGGGUCGUCUACGACAUGGCCCACAGCGAGAGGAUCGUCAACGACCUGAUGCUCGGGCGAAGGGUCGGCUUCUACGAGCUGCGGGGAGAGAUCGGGCAGGGGAAUUUCUCCACGGUCAGGCUGGGCAUCCAUGCCUUGACCAAAGAGAGAGUCGCCAUCAAGAUAAUGGAUAAGCUGGACGAGAGGCUCCAGCCAAUGACGAACUCAGAGAUCAGCUGCAUGGAGAAGCUGUGCCACCCCAACGUGGUGCGUCUGUACGAGGUGAUGGAGACCAGCAGGAAGCUGUAUCUGGUGAUGGAGUACGGCAGCAGUGGGGACCUGUUCUCCCGGGUCACCAGCAGGGGGAGGCUCAACGACCUGGACGCCAGGCUGGUGUUCGCGCAGGUCGUCUCUGCUGUUAAACACAUGCACGACAACAACAUUGUCCACAGAGACCUCAAGGCGGAAAACAUCUUCUACACCACCAGCUACUGCAUCAAGGUCGGAGACUUCGGCUUCAGCGCCGAGAAGGGCCCCAACGAUCUCCUCACCAGCUUCUGCGGCUCACCGCCGUACGCCGCCCCCGAGCUGUUCCGGGACAGAGGUUACGCCGGCCGCCACUCGGACACGUGGGCCUUGGGCGUCCUCCUGUACUUCAUGGUGACGGGCACCAUGCCCUUCCGCGGGGACAAACUGGGGCGGUUGAAGCGCUCCAUCCUGCGGGGGGCCUACGCCGUGCCCGCCCACGUGCCCGCCCCGUGCCAGCUGGUGAUCGAGGGCCUGCUGCGCCCGGCGCCCGCCGACCGCUCGCCCCUCGCGCAGGUCGCGUCCGGCCCCUGGCUGGAGGGGGUCGAGUGCCCCCGUCCGUACGCCUCGCUGCCCCUGUCCCCGGCGCACUUCGCCCAGGCCGACCGGGCGCUGUGCGCGCAGGAGCAGGAGGUGAAGGCUCUGCUGAGGGACCUGGGCAUUACGACGGGCCACUUCCAGAACAAUCCCUGCCAGAACGGCCGGAGCCCGCUGACGGGGACGUACCGGAUCCUCCUCCACCGGGUCCAGAAGAGGAGGACGGCCGAGGCGUUGGGUUACUCGGUGCUUCACCCCGAUGACUACGGGAGCCCCAGGAGGUGGACCGUAGACGCGGACGACCCCUCGGCUGUCUGCGUUGUUCUGUAAAGAGAAAUAACAAGAAAUCUAAAGUUCUGCUUUGGUCCAACACGUGGGCCCGCGCUCCAUUGAGCCUCCGUUAAUUUGUGAGGCGUUAUGUUACAUGUUGAGCAAUGCUCAGGUUGCGCAAUGCUUGAGCGGAAUGGCAAACACAUGGAGGUUUCGAGGUCUGAGUCGGACGCUUCUUCCGUCCCGCAUAGUAAGUCAAUUAUAACUUUUGGACAAAGGCACCUCUCUUAAGUAACUAUGAGUAGUUGCAUCACCAGUAAAAAGCUUAAUGAUGCACGACAUUCAUCAAACGCCGCAUGGCCACCGGCAUCUUUGAAAACCCUCUUAGUCAGUGCAUAGUUCUACUGAACUAAUCCAAGGCUGCAAGUAAUCCCAAUACGAUAGACAUCAAGAAUCUGCUACAGAAAUGAAACCUGAGACAAUGGAAUAACAUCCUGGGAAAAAGUUACUCACGGCCAAUAACAAAAACCUGACGGUGUUAAACAUAAACAAAUGCCUAAAACGCCUUAAAUAAGAAGGAAAUUUAUUUAAAAUGUUUUUUGAACACACAUAAUGUUCUACGUUUUGCACACUUUUUAAUAUGGUUUCAUUUGUAUUAAGAAGUGUGUUUGCCCAUGUUUUAAUGAAAUAAUAAAUGAG